Molecule: messenger RNA, 1197 nt
Organism: Somion occarium
Lineage: Eukaryota; Fungi; Basidiomycota; Agaricomycetes; Polyporales; Cerrenaceae
Source: the annotation of a GenBank genome assembly
AUAAACAAAGUCCAGGGCGACCGUAUUGCCCAGAGAUGCCGCAGCAAUCGCAUGGAGAUACGAAAGUCCCGACGGAUCUUCCAACUCCAUCGGAGAGGAUGAAGCUCCUCCCAGCCGCAUUGACCACGAGAACUAAAUGAAAAGGGGAGAAUCAUUGAGCGCUCGUGAUAUCGGGACCGUCGUCGUGACUCGUGAAGUCAACAUCAAGCCUAUUUUCCAAUCAAACGUUUGACCACUACCACACCUUGCAACCCUGCAAACUCGAGAAGCAAGUGAGUUCACGGUGUUAUGUCUUGUAGGCGCCACGAUCGAGCUCGGCUCAUAGGAUGUCGUGUUGGACCUUACCAAAUCCGGGGAUGCGGUAAAGGAUGUUGUCCAUAUCGCGAAGACAGUUACGAAGACAUCAUUCAGCACGAACGAUACACCUUCGGACCCCCACGUGGUGACGCAGAGAGCCUGCAAGCAUGGAAGGGCCGUGCUUCAUGCCUAAACCCAUAUCGUCCCAAAUUCGUUUGUGUGGAUUGUAGGCGGAGUUUCAAGCAAGCUGUCAUCGCUGAAAAUGAGUAUGACAAGAACGAGUUUGGCAGGAAGGAUAGGGUUCGCCCUGAACGCGAACGCAUUGCGCAUGUAUGGAAGGUUUAUAAGUUCAAGAUGCCGAGCCUGAAGAAGAUAUCGCCUGAUCAGUGGGGAGAGUUUCGACGUAAAGAGAACCUGUAUAAUGCCGAAGGGGAAGUGGCGUUCAAUGAGGAUGAGCUGCAAGCACUUCAAGAGCUCAGUCCGACAUUCCAUUGGAGAUCUUUCACGAAGAACAUACGUUGUCCUCAAUGCGGAAAGGAGGGUCGUCAUGUUGGGGGAACUUUUAGACCGUGCGCAAAGACCGAUGAUAAGGGUUGGGAGAGGAUCAGACAGAUGCUGGAGUCUGGCGAAGACUUCAGCUAUUGCAUGACGGAAGAGGAACAGUUGGAGGCUAUUCAGGAGGGUAAGAGGCUCAAGGAAAGGAUAGAGUUGGAGCAGGCGUGGACUGCGCUAAAAAAGGAGCGCAUUGCAACCCUGCAAAAUGCAAUCAGCUUAGGGGAACGCACACCAGAUGAGCAAGCAAAGUUUGACAAAGUUCGCAUGGUCAAGGACUUGUAAUCCCGAUUGAUCAUGCUGUAACAAGAAUUGUGGUUUGCUGUAUCAUAAAAGCAUAGUUUAUUG